Zychaea mexicana is the source of this 1638-nucleotide messenger RNA. RefSeq names its product Hydroxyethylthiazole kinase family-domain-containing protein. The coding region runs from base 139 to 1635 and encodes 498 amino acids. Lineage: Eukaryota; Fungi; Mucoromycota; Mucoromycetes; Mucorales; Lichtheimiaceae. Gene Ontology annotation, biological process: thiamine biosynthetic process. The record is from RefSeq and is a predicted model, not a curated record. The transcript is spliced from 5 exons. Gene Ontology annotation, cellular component: cytoplasm. Gene Ontology annotation, molecular function: hydroxyethylthiazole kinase activity; thiamine-phosphate diphosphorylase activity; ATP binding.
UCUCUUUCUCUCUCAUGUGUAUACUAGGAAUGUACCCUUCUGGUAUAAUUGACACUGCGGAGUGUGUAUAAGAUGGGUCAGUGUAUCAUAAACGGAAAGAAGACCUGAUCUUUCCUCCUUGUCCCCAACAACUUUGCUAUGGCUCCUAUAGUAGACUAUUCUCUCUACCUUGUCACUGACAGCUCGCUCGUGCCAAAAGACGCGACGUUUCUCGGUCAAAUCGAAAAGGCGCUCGAGGGCGGUGUAACACUUGUCCAGCUUCGAGAGAAAGAUCUCGACACUGGUCCGUUCAUUGACUUGGCGUACAAGGUCAAAGCACUGACGCGACGAUUCAAUGUCCCACUCAUAAUCAAUGAUCGUAUUGACGUUGCCCUGGCGAUCGAUGCCGACGGUGUUCACAUUGGUCAAGAUGACAUGCCCAUGUGUCGUGCACGUCAAAUUCUUGGCCACAGCAAGAUUAUUGGUGUUUCGGUCAACACCAUUGAGGAAGGGUUGGAAGCCGUGCGCGCUGGUGCGGAUUAUCUCGGUAUUGGUGCUGUCUGGGAUACUUCUACCAAGAAGUUGACCAAAAAGACGCUCGGUAUCCAAGGCGUCAAAGAUAUCCUGGCAGCCAUCCCGCCGAUCCCCAACGUCGCUAUUGGCGGUAUCAAGCUGAACAAUGGCAAAGAGUUGCUUGCCAAUACUACGGGUGUAUCCGGCCUUUCGAUUGUUUCUGCCAUCAUGGCUGCCGCUGAUCCAAAGAAUGCUUGUGAAGAAUUGCUGGCAAUGAUUCGCGAGUAUGUCCCCGGUGCUUCUCUGGAACAAGAUGUCGUCAAAUAUGCUGUCAAAGCAGCUGCCCGCGUCAAGUCUGAAUCUCCUCUGGUUCACCAUAUGACAAACAAUGUUGUUAUUAACGAUAAUGCAAAUGCCACUCUGGCUGUUGGCGCAUCACCUAUCAUGUCGACGAACACCGAAGAAGUGGAUGAUUUGGCUGCCAUCAACGGUGCCAUGGUGGUGAAUAUGGGCACACUAUCGCCCACAAUGUCGGAUGCCAUGUUUGCUGCCAUGCAUAGCAAUGCCAAAAAUGGUAACCCUGUUAUUUUUGAUCCAGUCGGUGCAGCAGCAUCGAAAUAUCGACGCGAGAUGACACAACGGUUCCUGGAUGAGUGCAAGCUGGCUGUGCUCAAGGGUAACACGGGCGAAAUCCUAUAUAUUGCCAACCGUGGUGGUCAAUUGCGUGGUGUUGAUUCUAUGGGCGAUAAUGGAGGCGAAACAAAUGCUGCUACUGCUGUUAUGGAAACUGCCAAAAAGUAUGGUUGCGUCGUUGCCAUGACAGGUGCUAUUGAUUAUGUGUCGGAUGGCAGCCGUGUGUUUGCCAUAGAAAACGGCAAUCCUUUGAUGGCGUGUAUCACAGGCAGUGGCUGUAUGGUAUCCUCUAUUGUCGGCUGUUUCACUGCAGUAAACCGUGAAAACUACCUCUUUGCUACUAUUGCAGCGCUUCUAACGGUCACGGUCGCUUCUGAAAAGGCAGGAAGCCGUUUGGACGUAAACGGCCCAGGCACCUUCCGAUCUGCACUUAUCGAUGAGCUUUACAACAUCACCAACGAUCCCAUCAUUCUUACACAAUAUGCAAAGAUCCGAGAAAUCAAAUUAUAGUAA